GAAUCUCGUCUCCAAUAUUCCUCCAAGCAGUCAAAAACAUCAGCAAGUUGCAAAAUAAAUUAAUAAAUAAUUAUAGAAAAAGUUUUGUGCUCAAAAACUUUUGAGGUUUCAAAAACCAAAAAAAAACCAUUCCCCAUCUAAUUUAAAAAACAUAUUUUAGGUUUGCAGAGCAUAUUUCUCCAUCUUUAUCAGAAGGCUUUUCAACAUCAAAUGGCGACCGAUGAUGGUGGGCCCUGUUUCGUCUGCGGGUCAGGCGCGCUGGCCUCUAGGGCGCAGCCGCGUCGUCGCUACGCCGAGCUGACGACACUCUUCAAAACGCUCGUGAUGACGACGGAGUUGCGGAAAAAACUCGGCGGCACAUCUGUCUACGCCGACUUUGCGACGAAUGUCGAAUCCUGCGCCACAUGUUUAACCACGAUUAGGGACGUUUACGACCUACGACAGGAAAUUGUGACGCUGCAAACCUAACUGGACCAACUUCUGGACGGAGCGAGGACAAAAUUGGGGACAAAUCGGGACAAAAAAGGGUUGCGAAACCGAAACAACCAGAGGAUUUCUAAGCAGAAUUGUGUGAAUAAUGAUUCGACGAUAACUUCGAGCGACGACGUCGUAGAAAUUAAGGAAGAGGGUGACGACGAUUUAUUUUACAUGGAUGCCGAAAUAAUUCCAGAUUCGGUGGACUGCAUGGAAACGGAUCCAUUAGGCAGUGGAGCUAAUGAUGAUACUAGCAAUUCGCCAACUAAUGAGAUAGAAUCGGGAGAUGAUGACGACCGCGACCCCGACUAUAAUCCCACCCCGUCUGAAGAUAUUUCUUUUAAUGUUAGCGUCACCCAGAAGAACAAGCCGUGUCUGCAGUACGGGAAUUAUUCCUACAUCUCCUACAAGAAACGGGGCGUUCGGGAGUAUUGGAAAUGCAGGACGACAAAAUGCCCCGGCCGCAUGAUCAAAAGUAUUAACGACACGAUGAAUGACGCCAUCAUUUCACAGGAACAUACCUGCACCAGAUCCGCAGUCGCAGUCCAAGUGGAAAAUCUGAGGGAAGAAUUGAAAGUCGAAGCACUAAAAAUUCCGCUCCUCGGUCCGAGUAAAAUUAUUUCGGCCGUGAAAGCGAAAUAUUCCGCGGACGUGGUUCACGCAAUUCCACGCGACUCAACCCUGCUCAGACACAUUCGACGAGUCAGAACAUCUUUCGGUGUAGGAAACGAUCCUAAAAGUAGACAAGAAAUUGGCUAAAGAAAAGCCAGAAAACUUUAUGGAAUAUUAAAUAAUUUGAUUCGAAUUUGUUAAAAAAAAGCUUUAACUACAAUUAUAAAUCAUAAUUUAUGAUAAUAGCGCUAAUUAAUUGGAGUAAAUAUGAAAUUUUUACUGAAUAUUUUAUACAUUGAAUAAAUUAAUAUAAAAUGUA
Molecule: messenger RNA, 1405 nt
Organism: Folsomia candida
Lineage: Eukaryota; Metazoa; Arthropoda; Collembola; Entomobryomorpha; Isotomidae
Exons: 6
Coding region: 649-1233 (194 amino acids)
Source: RefSeq, a predicted model, not a curated record